ACAGAAGUACAAGGGUUGGCUCACAACUAUGCCUCCCUCGAACUGCCUCCGAUGAUGAUCUCUGAACAACUUAGUUGUUCCUCCCAUGAGAUAAUUCAUGGGUUUACCGAGGAGGCACGUUCGUAUUUUUUACAUAUUGAAUCUAUUGGUCUUUAAUUGCUUCUGCUGUUCUAUAUAUUGUCCACACUCUACUUGAUUGGAUUCUCUUCCUGGUUGAUAGUUCUUUAGCUAAUACAUAUAUUUUCUCAGACCUGAUGAUUCUUUGACAAUGAUGAUGUUCUUAAUAGAUGCAUACAAGUUUUUUUCUUACUUGUUAAGAUGUUGAUGAUCAUAAUAGAUGCAUACCUAUUUACUUAAAAAUUAAUUUGUGUGAAAAUGAUAGAUUAAAUCUAAUAAAGGCCAUUUGAUUUUGGUGAUGUCGUUUGUUAAUAAUCAAAAUUCUCUGUAUUUAUUUGGUGGUUGUGAUAUUUUUUUGGUAGUAGUUUACUUUGAUUCGUAAACUUUACGAUAAAAUAUAGUAUUUAUUUUAUUUGCCAUCUAUUUAAUUUUAAGAUUAUUAGUGUCCAACUUUUGAGUGCCGCGUCAUUGUUUGAGAAGGACGCCAUUUUCGUUCAGGAUUUUCAAAAGAUUUCCAAUUACCUCCAAUAAAUUUGAAUUUUUUUCAAAACGCGGUUUAGAUCUUUUGAUUUUCCGAUUCUGUCCUUGUAAGUGGCCGCCAAAAUCUAUUAUUAUAAUCUACUAUAAAUAGCCGUUGUGUUCGUUAAAUCAAUUUUUCCCCAAAAAAUCUCUAGAUUUCCUCUUGAGAAAGCUAAUUCAUCCGUUCCAACUCUAGCUUGCUAAAGAAGUCAAAGGUUUGUUCAUCCGUUCCAACUGAUUUUUCCAUUCUCCGAAGGAACAUGGAUCCUUCUGUUCUCGGUGGCCGAUCACCAGGUGUAUCUCAACAGGCUCCCUUGUCUGUUCUUCGUGGCGGAUCUGCGACAAGUCCGAUCUAUAUUAGCAGUGGGGAGUCUGACUCGUCUGCAGAUGUAUCUCAACCAAAUCCUCUAGUUGGUGGUUCACAGCAAAAUCGUUACCGCCCUUUGUCGUAUGGUGUUGAUGGGGGUUUUUUCAAGUUAAGUCUCCAUUAUCCCCUAAGGCCCCUAAAAUGGUGGUUGUUCUUGGCGCUGACGAAGCUAUUCUCUACGAGGGGAAUUCAAAACGUACUGUCAUGCUUUCAAACAAGACCUGCACCAUCUCGUUUCCUGCUGUUGGUCAUGUGAACGUGCGACCUGGUGGAGAGAUUUGGUACCAACUUUGGUGGAGAGGUAUUAUUCCGUUUGCUGCUGCUGGAGGAUGUGCUAUUGAGGUUCCUGUUGGUGGUCUAUUCGGUUUUCGAUCGAGCUUUAAGGAGUUUGCUGAUCUUCGCUGGAGUGGCGACGACAGUUUUGUGUGGUGUGGAUAUGAGUUUGACGAUUAAGAUGAAGUGCACGUGUGAGUUGAAAUCCCUUGGUGUGGAUUUGAGGAUUAAGAGUCAACUUGUUAGUUGAAAUCCCAAUAUGUUCUUUUUUUUCACCAAAGCAACUUGCUUUUUAUGUCUUUGUUUACACUCUGAUGACGUUAUCGUAUUAUUGGGUGUUUCUGGAAUUAAGUUAGUAGCUUUAUAAUAUUACUUUCUCUA
This is a messenger RNA of Brassica napus (rape), 1657 nucleotides long. RefSeq lists its product as uncharacterized. The record is from RefSeq and is a predicted model, not a curated record. The transcript is spliced from 4 exons. Lineage: Eukaryota; Viridiplantae; Streptophyta; Magnoliopsida; Brassicales; Brassicaceae. The coding region runs from base 897 to 1259 and encodes 120 amino acids.